GAACACCCAAAGCAAAGAACUUUGGAAACCCAGACUCAAGUGUAAUUCCAAUCUCUCUCUCCUUGGAGCAAGAAGUAAAGAAUAACAGAAAUCAGUCCCAUUUUCCCCUAUAUAAUUAACACAAAAGCUAAAGUUUCAGUCUUUGUAUUGGAGACUGGAAACACACAUUACACAACCUCUCUCUCUCUCUCUCUCUCUCUCUCUCUCUCUCUCUCUCCUCUCCUCUCCUCUCCUUUUUUUUUUAAAUUUAUUUUUUCCAAAUUUAAAAUUUUGAGCAUGAUUUCAUCACUACCCAGCAGCAUUUAUAACUCCACACCCACAUGGCCAAAACUUUAAGAAAACACAACCCAUUUGCUUGUUAUUUUAAUCAGCUCGUGCCCAGAAGCUCAUUUUGUCAGAACAUAAAACUAAGCCUUGUUUUAGUCUUGGAGAGAGAGGAAUAGAAGGAAAGUUUUCUCUCAUUCUCAUAUUUUGGGGUUUCAAAAGCUUUGGAAAUGGUGAGAGAGUGAGUCGGGUUUCUUAGAAGAAUGGUCAUCAUGUAUUGGAUACUGGAUUUGGUGGGAGCUGUGUUACCAUGGACAAAAACUAGAAGCAAUAUUAUAUGGUGCUGUUUGGAUGACAACAGAAGAAGACAAUACCAACAACAACAACAAACGGAUUCAACAAAAGCAACAAAACAAGAAAACUUCUCAGGCAUGGCUUGUAGCUGGUCUAAGAUUUCCCCAAUCAUUCCCAUUCUUGUCUGCUUCCUUCUUGUAGCUUCUUCAAUAUGUCCAGUUGCCCAUGCCUCCAAAAUCAGCGGCGACCGCACCGCCAACCAGACUUUCAACCCGGAGCAAGAAUUAAAAAAGCUGAAGAUCAUAAGGGCUCGUCUCAAGAAGAUAAACAAGCCUGCUGUCAAGACAAUUCAGAGUCCAGAUGGGGAUCUCAUAGAUUGUGUUCUAUCUCAUCGUCAACCAGCUUUCGAUCAUCCUCUAUUAAAAGGGCAGAAGCCAUUGGAUCCACCUGAGAGACCCAAAGGCCAAACUCCUCCCGGUAUGGUCACUGAGAAUUUUCAGCGAUGGACCAUGUCUGGUACUCUCUGCCCGGAAGGAACAAUUCCAAUUAGAAGAACAAGAGAGCAAGAUAUGAUGAGGGCUAGCUCUGUCAAAAGAUUUGGAAGAAAAUUGAGAAGGCAUGUCAGAAGAGAUUCAUCCAGCAAUGGCCAUGAGCAUGCAGUUGGGUAUGUGAGUGGAGAUCAAUAUUAUGGAGCAAAAGCUAGCAUCAAUGUGUGGGCGCCCCGCGUUGUCAAUCAAUAUGAAUUCAGCUUGUCUCAAAUGUGGGUCAUCUCUGGUUCAUUUGGUGAUGACCUCAACACCAUUGAAGCUGGUUGGCAGGUCAGCCCAGAGCUAUAUGGGGACAACUAUCCAAGAUUCUUUACUUAUUGGACUACGGAUGCAUAUCAAGCAACUGGGUGCUACAAUCUGCUGUGUUCAGGUUUUGUUCAGACCAAUAGCAGAAUUGCCAUUGGAGCUGCAAUUUCUCCAACUUCAUCCUACAGUGGUGGACAGUUUGAUAUUAGCUUAUUGAUUUGGAAGGAUCCAAAGCAUGGAAAUUGGUGGCUGGAAUUCGGGUCCGGGGUCCUAGUUGGAUACUGGCCAUCAUUCUUGUUCACUCAUCUUCAAAACCACGCAAGCAUGGUGCAAUUUGGUGGAGAAGUUGUGAACUCGAGGCCUUCUGGUUCUCACACCGCCACACAAAUGGGAAGUGGGCAUUUUGCAGGUGAAGGUUUUGGAAAAGCUUCCUAUUUUCGAAACAUGCAAGUUGUGGAUUGGGACAAUAGCUUAAUCCCAUUAUCAAACCUUAAAGUUUUGGCUGAUCAUCCAAAUUGCUACGACAUACAAGGAGGGAUUAAUAACUUUUGGGGGAAUUAUUUUUACUAUGGUGGUCCUGGAAGAAAUGUGAGGUGUCCCUAAGGGAAAAAAGGUAUAGAGCUAGGGUUUUAUAUAUUUACAUAAUAUUCAAUAUUUCCUUCUUUUUUUAAAAAAAAAUUUCUUGGGUGAUUUGGGUUAAUCCAUUGGCAAUUAAGUUUGGGGUAUUCUUGUAUUUGUCUUCCUUGUUAAUCCUUUCUCUCUCUCUCUCUCUCUCUUUCUUUUUUUUUUUCCUCCCAACUAACAGGUGAUCCAUUCAUUAUACCACCCUUUAGUGACUUAUGUAAAUUUUGGGGAAGAAAAAAAAAAUAG
Molecule: messenger RNA, 2222 nt
Organism: Prunus avium (sweet cherry)
Lineage: Eukaryota; Viridiplantae; Streptophyta; Magnoliopsida; Rosales; Rosaceae
Product: protein neprosin-like
Source: RefSeq, a predicted model, not a curated record